UGAUGCCAGUCCCUGCACCGAUCUGCAGCAACACGCUUGUGUUGUCCGUACACGGCCAGCAUGCCAUUCGGGCUCCGAAAGCGUGGACUCAGGGUGUCUGCGGGGCCAGGAGGAAUGGGACGGGGCGUUGGGGCAAAGGCACCGGCGGCGAUCAUCGUUUUAAGCCUUCAUCGGGGAUACGGCGACUUCUGUCUGGUGAUUUAGGAUAUUUCUUAAAACUUUUUCCUCUUUUUAACACGGUAUAACAGGAAACAUGACUUCAGUUUGGAAGAGACUUCAGCGCGUUGGAAAAAGAGCUUCGAGGUUUCAGUUUGUGGUGUCUUAUGAAGAACUGAUUAUCGAGUGCACGCAGAAGUGGCAGCCUGACAGCCUCAGAGUGGUCUGGACCAGGAGAAGUAGACGCAUCUGCUCCCGGCUUCAUGGGUGGCAGCCGGGGAUUCAGAACCCGUACCGGGGCACAGUGGUGUGGCAUGUGCCUGAAAACGUGGAGCUCGCUGUCACUCUCUUCAAGGACCCCAAUGCUGAGGAGUUUGAAGACAAGGAGUGGACAGUAGUUAUUGAGAAUGAGAUGAAAGGCCGCCGCAAACUGCUGGCCUGUGCAGAGGUGAACCUGAAGCAGUUUGCCGCUCCCUCGCAGACCAGCCUGCUGCUCCAGCUGAAGCCGCUCUCUGUCAAGGUGGUGCAGGCAUCCCUCAGGCUCUCGCUGACGUGCAUCUUCCUCAAGGAGGGCAAGGCCACGGACGACGACAUGCAGAGCCUGGCCAGUCUGAUGAGCAUGAAGCAUGCAGACAUCGGCAACAUGGAGGACUUCAACGAGAGUGACGAGGAGGAUGACAGGAAGGCCGGUCGUAGGGUCAGCCAGGUGACAGCCACUGUAGCACCGACCUUUGCGGUACCAAAGGCUCCUCAGGAGUGCGGGCCCGUGACUGUCACCAGCCCAUUUGUACUAGCCCCCCAGCAUGGCGUCAGCACUGUCCCGCCCCUGCCCAGGCCCCCCCUUCACCCCCCCCGAACCCUGCGAGCCGUGGCUGCCUGCACCCAGUACCCCCCACCUGAGGCACGGCCUUCUCCUUACUCCUACAUGGUGCCCGCCUUUGUUCGUGCCCACCCCCCAGCGCUGCCCAAAAUCUUCCAACCCUCUAUGGGCUCAGUCCCCAUGUCUGUAACACGGGACUCUCAUGGUGUCCUGAGUAAUCCUGCUGAGGACUCUGGCCCCCCAGCUCAGGACCCUUUAACCUUCACCACUUUCCGGCCAAGGCCUGUUCCAUCCCUGUCCUCCUCCACCUCCAGCUCCUGCACUGUCCAUCUCCCUCCACCCCCCAGUGUUCUCUGUAAAGCUGUCAGAUCUGUGGCACGUGCUAAUGCCUUGAGAAGGCAUGGUGCUCCUGGCAAUCACGUCCCCCCUGCCCCUGAUGGUUCUGAUGGUUCCUCCCCCCCAGGGGCACGCCAGCCUAGGAUGGGCAAGGCCAUGCUCUCUGAGCCUGCCGGCGUCCUCACGAAGCCCGCCAGCCUGCCCACUGCCCUGCAUGCAGUCCCAUCACCCUGGCAAACUCCAUUGGGCAGUGGUCCUGCUGUGCCUCAUGCCUUCUCCUCUGGAAGCCAUUGUGACAUUUCUGUUUGUGAGCCCAGAGGUAGUCUGAUCACACUUCCUGCCCCACCUGACAUCUCCCAUCAGCCUGAUAGUUACCCCUCCCCGGAAACACCAACUGAAGUUCAAAGGCAGUUGGGUGCUUUGAUAGAAGAAGAUGAUUUGUAUAUUUCUACAUCUAAUGAGAGGCAGGCCAAGCCUUUUAAGGCCCACAGUGAGAGGAGGCGGGACGCUAAGCUGUCGCCAGCAGCAAAGCUGACAACAGGCUCGGAGAGCAUGCUUGCUCUUCAGCCAUCUUGUCCAAGAAUUGCCAGAAGUCCUGGUUUUCCAUCACAGAUAGCUAACAGAGAUAAGACCCUGUUCGCAGAGCGGUCAGUGGAAACAAAGCUUUUUUGGACACCGAUGUUGAAAGAGAAUCCAGUGCAUACCAAACUUCCUUGCCAAAGCUUGGAUAAAAAGUACAAUGACACAGAUGUUGUGAAGAAAAUGGUGGCCCUGCGUCCAUCUUGCCCUAGAUUAGCCAGAAUUCCUGGCUUUCCAUCAGCACAGCAACUUAAAGCACCUGUGGUCCAGAUGGAGAAGACUCCAAAUAUGGUAAGUCUUCUUCCGUCUUGUCCAAGAAUUGCAAGUAUUCCUGGCUUCCCUUCAAGACAGCCAGUCAGUUCCCAUGAUAUUCAAAUUGAAAGAUGGCAUAUGCACAAGAGGCCAUUGUGGGAAAUGCGGAAGUCAAGACGAAUGCCAAGUCUCUCGUCUUCUCAAGGAAAAGACAAAACUUAUGGAAACAAGGAAAUGAUUCUGUCGAUGGCAGCGCUCUUACCUGCAUGCCCAAAAGUCGCCCGUAUUCCUGGUUUUCCCUGUACACAGUUACCCAAAUCAAAUGAAGCCUUUGGAGAAGAAAAGGUAAAAAUGUUGGCUCUUUUACCAUCUUGUCCAAGAUCAUCCUCGAUUCCUGGCUUUCCAUCCAAACAAAUGAAAUCAGACAUGUAUGAAGAACAAAUAUGGCCUACUGGAAAUACAGGGGAGAAGCCAAAAAAGGAAAGAAUUAAGUUUGCCUUGUUUUCCUCUUUAGCUGAGAUGACACUUGAUAAAGAAAGUUUGAAACAUAUGACUGACUUAGCACCAUGUUGCCCAAGUGCAGCCAGAAUUCCUGGGUUCCCAUCCGCUCCAAGGCCCAAAGCACUAGAAAAGGUUCCAAGUAUGAUUAAUUUUCUUCCUUCUUAUUCAAGACUUUCUAAAAUUCCGGGCUUUCCUUCCUUAAAGACUGUUAAUACCAACAUCCAAGAAAAAGAAUGGUUUAUAGCUAAAAAGUCACUGCUUGAGAAGCCAAAUAAGGAGAAGCCAAAGCCGAUAAUAGUGUCUCCACUAUUCCUCUACGAAGUGAUCAAAGACAAAGAAAUGAUGAAUAUGAUGGUGGCCCUUGUGCCAUCUUGUCCAGCAUCGGCAAGUGUUCCAGGUUUUCCAUCUGUACCAAGGCUGCUGUGCAUGGAGGGCACCACUGAUAUGAACAGGUAUUCCAUGACUACUCUAGUGCCAUAUUGUCCAAGGAUUUCAAAGAUUCCUGGCUUCCCUUCAUUGCAGUUAACUAAGUUUGAAGCAGAAGAUUGGUCAUUGCUUAAAGAGCCUUUGAGCAGGAAGCCCCUGAAGACAAAUCAGGCAAGGUGCUUAAGUACAUGUUCAGCACUUUUUGGAUCAGAGGAGAAAGAAAUUAUGAGACUUACGGUGGCUUUGUUGCCUACUUGCCCAAGAGAGGCUCGUAUCCCUGGUUUCCCAUCUGCUCAUUCACCAAACAGCCGAUCCCAGUGUUCAGCAUUUAAAGGACAAUCUGAAACAAGCAAAGGACAUUUGUGGGAAGAGAAAACCUUUGACAGUCAGGUAGAAAUUUUUGAUGACUUGGAUGAGGCUAAUGUUCAUGAGAAUACAAUUAGUGAUGUUACGUCCUGGAGUGUCAAGAAUGAAAAAACAGCUUUGUACACAAGCACUCAAUUUGAAUUAAACAAAGAAGAAGCUGACCUUUUUGUAGAGCAGAAGGAGCCAGAAUGUGACACUCUAGAAAGGGGGCUCUUGCACUGCAGAAUGUGGCACUCGGUGCCCAUGGGUCUGCCAGUGCUUUUGGCAGUUAGACAGAGGCCCAUGGGUGAUCUUCCCACUUCAGGGUCUGUUUCACUGUUGACAGAUAAAUAUACAGACAUUACUCUGAGAAGCCAAGAAAUCCCCCGCCACACAUUUUCUCCUGCACCUACUGCUCUUGACCCCAAGGUCCAGUUUUGCUUGAUAGACCUCCCUGUCAGUAUUGUGAAGCAGGAAGAGUGCACUCCGUACACAGUGAAGCGAGAGAAGUCACACAAGGAUAGCAUACCUGACAGUAUGGUUGCUCUAUGGCCAACAUGCUCAAGAUUUUCCAAAAUCCCGGGGUUCCCAUCAAUAAAUGUACUAAGUGAAAUGGAUGGUAAGGAGGCAGCCUGGCAGGUGGUAAAGAAACCAUUGUGGGAGAGACCACUGAAAGUAAAUUCAGAACUGUCUCAGGCACUGGGGAAAUCACCAGUAAUCACCAGUGAAUCAAAAGAUAUGACAGGGUGGAGUAUGGUGGCUUUGGUGCCAUGUUGUUCAGAAACAGUAAGUAUUCCAGGUUUUCCAUCAAUACCAAGACCCCGAGCAGAAGAGUCUUCCAUAGGAAAGAUUCCAAAUAUGGUGAAUCUUCUGCCAUGCUGCCCACGAAGUCCCACAGUUCUUGGUUUUCCUUCAGCACACACAUCCAUCAAAGAAAACAUUUUGGUACGGGAAUGGUUGGAAAUCAACAGACUGUGGAAGACACGGCCAAAGAGGAAGCUACUGCUUCCUUCUCCAUUUCAAGAUCAGUAUCAUGAGGAUAAAGAUUUCCGCGGUAUGUUUGCUCUGGCACCAUCUUGUCCAAGUGUUUCCAAAAUUGCUGGCUUUCCAUCAGCACAGUGGCCAAAGUCAGAGAAUGCACUGAUCCAAGGAAUCUCUAAGGAAUUUCUAUCCCGUCAGCCUCACAUCCUCUCGAAUGACACUACCCAUGUUGAUGGUGAAAUACUCACACCUGUGUCAGGCAUGCAGCUUGUUAGCGCCCCUUUGGCUAACGCAGAAGCAAAUGACAGUAGCGGCAGCAAACCCAACAUGCAUCUAACUUUGUCCAGUGACUCCAGUCUUCCGUUUCAUCCUGUUGGUGAAAUUAAAUUAAUUAUGCUGGAAAGGGAUAAUGAGGAAAUGAAAGUUGGUAGAAGGGAGGCAGCAAAAAGCAAAGUGGAUGGGGGUUAUGAGAGAGUGGCUGCUAUGUUGCAACCGGCUCAUCCAACAUCAGUUACUGGCCAUUUGGAUAGUACCAUGGUCACUGCUAGGAACACAGAAGCGAGUGAGCCAUCGUCCUUAAGUUCAAAACAGGAGCCCUUCAUUAUCAGCCAAAAGGCACAAGAUGUGGAGGAGCCUCAUACCAUUGAGGUGGCUAAUGAUGGGAAAAUGGAGUUCCCAAAUAGUGCUGAACCAUGCAGCCGCUGCUUGGUAGAAAGUGAAAUGAACCAGGUGAAAGAUCAAUCUCCAUCUCCAUCAUCACCUCGAGAAAGCGAGGAUGCAUUCAGUGGUGAUGAAGGUCAGCCAUGCCUGGAGAAAAGGCCACCUUUGUCAGAAGCAGUCAAACAAGAAAUAUCCUUUAAGAAACGUGAGGAUGCAAACAAUGAUGAUACUGCCCUAGAUGAAAAAUCCCCAGCUUUAAACGAUGAAAAAGGCCAAAAGCAGGAUUUUGAGGAAGUAUUAGGAAAGGAGGAUGCAUCGCAGGAGGUGGGGGCCUUACUGUCUGCGUCAUCAUGUCUGGACACGCGCUCAAUGAGACAGCAGGUGGCGCCUAAAGACUUGCCUGUUCCGAUGCCCCGUGUGAAGAAACGCCUUAGCGCCUCUUUGUCUGAUGACACCACAUCUCUAACCACCAGCAGUCAUGGGGGGGUCCAGCCCCCAGCAGCCAGUGAGCCCCUGCCUCCCAAGGUGUCCACUGCUAAUCCUGAAUUGGUGGAGUCAAGCCAGUCCCUGCUGCAGUGGUGCCAGGGGGUCACUCAGGGCUAUAAGGGUGUGAAAAUCAGCAACUUCAGCACCUCCUGGAGGAAUGGCAUGGCUUUCUGUGCCAUCCUGCACCACUUCUGCCCAGACAGGGUGAAUUAUGAAAUGCUGGACCCAUAUGACAUCAAAGAAAAUAACAGAAUGGCAUUCAGCGGAUUUGCAGACCUGGGCAUUUCCCCGCUGUUGUCGUCCUCGGACAUGAUGCUGCGGGCUGUGCCUGACCGACUGAUCGUGAUGACCUACCUGAGCCUCAUCCGCACGCACUUCACUGGGCAGCAGCUCAGCGUGGUGCAGAUCGAGCACAACAGCAGCCAGUCCAGCUACAGCGUGGAGGGGCCCCCCAGCAGCACUGACACACAUGAGGCUUUUCGCUACUGUGCCCAGAGGCUGCAGGCUGGGGCCACCCUGCAGGAGACUGAGGGCAAGUUGCCGGAGGAACCGACUCAGUUCAAUGGGAACUUGGUCCCGCCUCCGAGAAACAAGCGUGUCCUGAAAGCUGAGGAAGGUAGGGCGACAAGUCAGCAGGAAGGACAGGAGGCAGCACUGCCCCCCGUCGCCCCUCCCAGAUGCCGCGCUGCAGCCUCCAGGUCCAGCUUCAUCCGUGUGCGAGAUGCAGACCUUGUGAAGAAGCGACGUUCCCAGCAGAGGAGUCUGUCUAUGGAGGAUGCAGAUGUGCCUGAACAGAGUGCCCCCCACAGGAGUGCAGAGGGUUCUGAGAUGCAGAGAGAUAGCAAGUUGAAACGUGGGUCUUCUGGUACGAGUGAGCCUGGCGAGUCAGCAGUUGCAGAGCCUGGUGUGAUGGGGGAAGAGGGUGGACUUCAGGAGGAUGAGAGUACAGACAUCAGUCAGUAUGUGCAGAGUGAGAUGCAAGCCCUAGAAAGUGAACAGAGGCACAUUGAUAACAGAGCCAAUGUGGUAGAGAAGGCCCUGAGACAACUGAUGGAGAAAGGCAACGACCGUGCCGAGGAGGAGAAGCUGAUCCAGGAAUGGUUUACUCUAGUAAAUAAGAAGAAUGCCCUCAUCCAGAGACAGGAUCACCUGCAGCUUCUGCAAGAGGAGCGGGACCUUGAGAGGAGGUUUGAGCUGCUGAACCGAGACCUGAGAGCCAUCAUGGCCACAGAAGAGGGGCUAAAGACAGAGGCCCAGCAGCACAGGGAGCAGCUGCUGCUGCAGGAGCUGGUGUCACUUGUCAACCAGAGAGACAAGCUGGUCCAGGACAUGGACGCCAAAGAGAGACGGGCACUGGAGGAGGACGAGAGACUAGAACAAGGCCUGGAACAGAGACGCAGAAAGUACAGUCGCAAAGAGAAGUGUGCACUGCAGUGAGAGUGCAGCUGCGAAGAGCAGUGUGCACUGCAGUGAGAGGGCAGCCGUGAAGAGAAGUGUGCACUGCAGUGAGAGGGCAGCUGCGAAGAGCAGUGUACACUGCAGUGAGAGGGCAGCUGCACCUCUCAGCCAUCAACAGCAGCUGGUGUCUUUCAUAUUAUAAGACUCAUCCCAAGACACUUUUGAACCGAGGACUGAAUGGAUUUCUUGUUGACAAAUUUUUGAGUGUUCUUUAUUUCAUAACUAUUGUGUGCCUGUUCAUUUCUGCCUGUUUUUCAUAUAAGACCAUAAUUCUAAUUUUAAAAAUAAUUGUUGAUAUUAUUGAUACCUGAUUUAUUUUAAUGUAAGAGAACCUCUAUUGUGUUAAACACAUGUUUUGUUUGGUAAAUGGGCUCAUUUUGCUUCUGCUGGAUUGUCAAGUAACAUCAUAAGGGGCUUUUGGGAUGAGCCAUCAAGGCUCUGCCUCUGGACAUCAUGUCUAGGAAAAUACUGUAAAGUAUAGUGUAGAACAUCAAUGCCAUAUGAACGUUUUGGAGGGCAAUAUAUGCUGGAGUAUAUUUUUGAAUAUUGUGAUGAAAAGAUGAGAUAUAGCGAUUGAAUGAUAGCAAAGAACAUUCAGGUUUAUGUUUAUUUGUAGUUUACCUCCUUAAUCAAUGAAUACUUAUUUGUCUAUUCUUAGUGGCAAAACUGAGACUGCCAAGCGUACUGCGUCAAUUAUAAGCAAGCAGGCUAGACAUGACCAAAUUUGCCAUUUCUUGUUAAAGUAUGCUUUAUGGGAAUAUUCACACCUACAUGGGAUACUGCUGCACAGACAAACAGUCUUCUGGGAAGGGGAUAAAUGUUAGACUAAAUUGUGUGUUAUAUGUUUUAUAAUUUCAUCCCCCUCUCAUUUAUUUUCCAGGGGUACACUGGCACUUUAAACUGAAACCAAAUCGCUACUAAAUUCAACAGUUCUCACAUAAAUAGAAACCUUUGAUAAAACACAUAACAGCUUCAGCUACUUCACUGUCCAAAAUUAAGCAAAAAAUUAAAUGGGCUGUUUGACUUAUGGUUUCAUCAAGAAAAAGGUGUUGAAAGGUCAAACUCUACUGGUACCUGAAUGACUGUCACACUGUGGGUGAGUGAACUGGGCUGAAUGUUUCUUGCUGGACGUCCCUCUCCUGGUAUCCCUGCUGUUACUGCUCUUGCUGCUGCUGCUGCAGUUCUUUGGCUUGGGAUUUUCCCUGUGUUGAUGAUUAUGGAUUAAACUAAAAGUGUAUUCUAGCCUUUCAUUUACAUCUUGAUUUUUAAUCAAAUCCCACAGCUGUGUACCUUAGAAAACUUCACUUAUCUUUAACGUGUUUGCACUCUUUGUAAAAUGUGUGUUAGAAGAAUAAAAUUAUUUUGGACAAUAA
Molecule: messenger RNA, 8373 nt
Organism: Paramormyrops kingsleyae
Lineage: Eukaryota; Metazoa; Chordata; Actinopteri; Osteoglossiformes; Mormyridae
Source: RefSeq, a predicted model, not a curated record